AUGGCGCUUCACAAGCUCUAUCGUCCAGAACGUAUUACACCAGCUAAGAGAGGAGAGGAACUGCUCAGGACUCCGCGACUCAACAAGGGUAUGGCUUUCUCGCUGUUCGAACGCCAAUACCUUGGCAUUCAUGGACUUCUGCCACCAGCAUUCAUGACAGAAGAACAGCAAGCGUAUCGGGUUAUGGCCAAACUUCGACAACAACCCGACAACCUAGCUAAGUACAUCCAAUUAGACGCUCUGCAAGAUCGAACUGAAAAGCUCUUCUAUCGUGUACUCUGUGAUAACAUCAAAGAACUAAUGCCAAUCGUCUAUACCCCGACGGUUGGUUUGGCGUGUCAAAAAUUCGGUUUUAUCUACAGAAAUCCAAAAGGCCUUUAUGUAACCAUCAACGACAACAGCAUUAGCAAAAUCUAUCAGAUUUUGAGUAAUUGGCCAACUAGGAAUGUAAAGGCAAUUGUGGUGACAGAUGGGGAACGAAUUCUUGGACUGGGCGACCUUGGCACUUACGGGAUCGGAAUACCUGUCGGAAAGCUCGCACUAUACGUGGCACUUGCCGGUGUGCAACCGGAGUGGUGCUUGCCGAUCAUCAUCGAUGUUGGUACUGAUAACCAGGGCUUACUUAACGAUCCCUUCUAUACUGGUCUUAGGCGAAAGCGGGUUCGAGGAGAGCAGUACGACCUUCUUAUGGAUAAUUUCAUGAAAGCCUGCACUAAAAGGUUUGGUCGUGACACUCUUAUCCAGUUUGAAGACUUUGCAAAUCAAAACGCUUUCCGCCUGUUGGACAGGUACAAGGACGAAUACUGCGUGUUCAACGACGACAUUCAAGGAACUGCUGCCGUUGUGGUAGCAGGUCUAAUGGCUGCCACCAGGAUAACGAAUCGUGAACUUCACAAGCACAAGCAGCCACAGGGGUGGCGGAACUUGUGCGUGAAGCAGAUGACCGAGGAAGGUCUUAGCGAAGAGGAGGCAUGUGCCAAUAUCUAUUUGAUGGACAUAGAUGGGUUGAUCACGAAAAGUCGCAUCAAUAACUUGCAAGAUCGUCAUCUGAAGUUUGCCAAGGAUAUGCCUGACACGAAAAACCUGCUAGAAGUAGUAAAAACCGUGAAACCGGAUGGUGCAUCCACCGUUGGAGGAUCGUUUUCGGAAGAGAUUAUCACCGAAAUGGCUCGUAUCAACCCAAGGCCUAUCAUAUUUGCCCUGUCGAAUCCUACAAGUAAAGCAGAAUGCACAGCAGAGGACGCUUAUCGAAUAACAAAUGGGUCUGUAUUAUUUGCAUCCGGGUCGCCAUUUGAAAAUGUGGAAAUGGACGGGAGAAUUUUCAAGCCGGGUCAAGGUAACAACGCGUACAUUUUCCCCAGGCCAAACACAAUAUCGGACAAGGCUUUUUUACUUGCAGCACGUAGAUGCGCCGAAUUUGUAACAGAACGGUCGUUACAUACAUAUUCGCGUCUGUAUCCUCGGCUCAAGGACAUUCGGGAACUGUCCGUUUUGAUCGCUAUUGACGUAGGAAACUAUCUUUUCAAACACAACCUCGCCACUCUUCAUCCAGAGCCAGAAGACAAGGAGAUGUUCAUUCGGCAACAAAUCUAUUCCGUCGAAUACGAGGAGCUUAUUAACAAGACGUACUCCUGGCCAACUAAAGACAUGAAGCACGGCUUCCCAGUGCCGGUCAUGGAACGAAGUUCAAUGGAUGAAGAAUAG
This is a messenger RNA of Cooperia oncophora, 1704 nucleotides long. The record is from the annotation of a GenBank genome assembly. NCBI's taxonomy places the organism in Eukaryota, Metazoa, Nematoda, Chromadorea, Rhabditida, Trichostrongylidae.